This is a messenger RNA of Penicillium longicatenatum, 1767 nucleotides long. RefSeq names its product SRF-type transcription factor RlmA (gene rlmA). Bases 1 to 1767 code for a protein of 588 amino acids. Gene Ontology annotation, biological process: positive regulation of transcription by RNA polymerase II. Lineage: Eukaryota; Fungi; Ascomycota; Eurotiomycetes; Eurotiales; Aspergillaceae. The transcript is spliced from 3 exons. Gene Ontology annotation, molecular function: RNA polymerase II cis-regulatory region sequence-specific DNA binding; DNA-binding transcription factor activity, RNA polymerase II-specific; protein dimerization activity. The record is from RefSeq and is a predicted model, not a curated record.
AUGGGUCGCAGAAAGAUCGAGAUCAAAGCCAUCAAGGAUGAUCGCAAUCGCUCAGUCACAUUCCUGAAGCGAAAGGGUGGUCUGUUCAAGAAGGCGCAUGAGUUGGCUGUUCUUUGUUCCGUCGACGUCGCGGUCAUCAUUUUUGGGCACAAUAAGAAGCUUUAUGAGUACUCAUCAUGCGACAUGCACGAGGCUCUUGGGCGGUAUCAAUAUUUCGGUGGCCCUCAUGAGCACAAAGGCCCAGAUGAUUUCUCCGGCAAGCGUGACGAUGACGACGAGGAAGAUGAGGAUCACACACCGGCCCCCGAGGACAUGCAAAUUCCACAAUCCCACACUGCCGUUCCCCCUCAUCUCCACCAGUCCGGUUUCCAGCACGUUAAUCAUGCGCCCUCCGCGUCCCCUCCCAUCCAGAACGGUCUCCCGACGCGACAUGGCACCCCGCAAUCGCAGAUCUCUCGUCCCUCGUCUAGGAAUACCCAGAAUACACACGCUCGUCGCGUCAGCUCUAAUCUUGGUCCGCAUCACGGUACGCCGCCGCCACCCGCGGCGCAAAAUGGCUAUUACAUGGCCAAUCCAUCCAUGUACAAUCCGAACGUUCACUCUGCCAUGAAUCAACCGCGCCCCGCACAGUACGCCCAAUAUGCCCAUCCUCCAGGUCCUCAAGGAACACCUCCCCAAGGAAUGCCCCAUCCACAUGGUCUACCUCAACAGAUGCCUCAGCAACAUUUCCAGCACGCACAUGCCGUGACUUCACAGCAGAUGGGAAUGCCACCUGGAUCACAUGCGCCGGUGCAGCAGGUCACGCAGGCCUACAUGGCGGACCAGGGGCGGGGGUCAAUGCCUCCAUCAUUUGGUCCUGAUACCCAGAAGCGCAACAUGCCCGAGAUCCCCGAGCGCUCAGAUAAUACGUCGGGUGGCCUAAAGCCAGAUAGUCAAUCACCGCCCCAGCCGAAAUUUUUGUCCAAGUCUCGCAGCAUUUUCACGCCCAUUGACGACGGAGGAUCUGUGCUAGCCCGCCAUUUCGGAGCAGGUCCCUCUAUGUACGAACCCCCCCGUGUGAACCAGAACAUCAAGCCGGAUACAUCGCAUGAGGACUCGAGCUCUAGAGCAGAGCUUGUGAAUCCCGCUCCAGAGCCUCCGCGUCCACAAUCGACCUCCUCAGUCCCGGAGAUCAAGCCGGUCCAGCGAAUGAAUAGUGGCCAGAUUCCAUCCAAACGCCCGCAAUUGAAGGUUCAGAUUCCAAGUGAGAGCUCCGAUCGGGGUAGUGCAACGGCCGACUCCUCUUCACGAGAUUCUGCUGGCAACAAGACGACGCCCGCUCGAGGGAAUGGCGAGAAUCCUACGCCGGGUGGUGUGGUCCUGCCACCACCUUCACCGUCGGCCGGGGCGAUUCUCAGUGCAGGCGCCCAAGGCCCUCCGAAUCCGUUUGCUCGUCCACCACCACCAGUCACCCAGUCACAGAGCAAUGCAUUUGGCAAUUCCAUGAACAAUGGCAAUAACUCGAAUAACAUCGAGACGCCAAUCUCUGCCCUCCCAAGCCGCUUUGUCUCGGAUGCUCUCCUUCCGUCGCCGUCAAGUUUCUUCCCGGAAUGGGGUUUUGGCCGUUCAGGACCAGACUCCAGCCUUCUGCCUAGUCCCCUCACCUUCCCGACGCCCGCAUUACAAAGUGGACCAAGCUUUGCAAGAGAAGAUGAACAGGAUAAGAAGCGCAAGAGUCCAGACAGCGGGUCACAAGACGAUGGCGCGAACAAAAAACCAAAAACUUAG